GGUGAUUAAUUUUCUUGGGGGACGAGGAAGUGUCGCUGGGCAGAGCGGGGGCCCCCCCCCAGCGGCGCAGCGGCGGGGCGGCGGGGCCUCGACGCGCCCCGAGGAGGAACGGGUAGCGCCCGGCGGAGAGAACGUUGACAUUAUUCUCUAAGCUAUUUGAAGAGAGUGACUAAAUGCACCUGGGUCAGGCUGCCUGUGGGUAUGAAGUGGUUGGGAGAAUCCAAGAACAUGGUGGUGAAUGGCAGGAGACAUGGAGGCAAGUUGUCUAACGACCAUCAGCAGCAUCAAGCAAAAUUACAGCACACGGGGAAGGACAGCGUGAAGGCUGGCAGAAACGCAGGCGAGAGGAGGUCGAGCAGAUGUAAUGGGAAUUCAGGCUUUGAAGGACAGAGUCGAUAUGUACCAUCUUCUGGAAUGUCUGCCAAGGAACUCUGUGAAAAUGAUGACCUAGCAACCAGUUUGGUUCUUGAUCCCUAUUUAGGUUUUCAAACACACAAAAUGAAUACUAGCGCCUUUCCUCCGAGGAGCUCAAGGCAUUUUUCAAAAUCUGACAGUUUUUCUCACAACAACCCUGUAAGAUUUCGGCCUAUUAAAGGAAGGCAGGAAGAACUCAAAGAAGUAAUUGAACGUUUUAAGAAAGAUGAGCACUUGGAGAAAGCCUUCAAAUGUCUGACUUCAGGAGAAUGGGCACGGCACUAUUUUCUCAACAAGAACAAAAUGCAGGAGAAAUUAUUCAAGGAACAUGUAUUUAUUUAUUUGCGAAUGUUUGCAACUGACAGUGGAUUUGAAAUAUUGCCUUGUAAUAGAUACUCUUCAGAACAAAAUGGAGCCAAGAUAGUUGCAACGAAAGAGUGGAAACGAAAUGACAAAAUAGAAUUACUGGUGGGUUGUAUUGCCGAACUUUCAGAAAUUGAGGAGAACAUGCUGCUUAGACAUGGAGAAAACGACUUCAGUGUCAUGUAUUCCACAAGGAAAAACUGUGCUCAGCUCUGGCUCGGUCCUGCUGCGUUUAUAAACCAUGAUUGCAGACCUAACUGUAAGUUUGUGUCAACUGGUCGAGAUACAGCAUGUGUGAAGGCCCUAAGAGAUAUUGAACCUGGAGAAGAAAUUUCUUGUUAUUAUGGAGAUGGGUUUUUUGGAGAAAACAAUGAAUUCUGCGAGUGUUACACUUGUGAAAGACGGGGAACUGGUGCUUUUAAAUCCAGAGUGGGACUGCCUGCGCCUGCUCCUGUUAUCAAUAGCAAAUACGGACUCAGAGAAACAGAUAAACGUUUAAAUAGGCUUAAAAAGUUAGGUGACAGCAGCAAAAAUUCAGACAGUCAAUCUGUGAGCUCAAACACUGAUGCAGAUACCACUCAGGAAAAAAACAAUACAACUUCUAACCGAAAAUCUUCAGUUGGUGUAAAAAAGAACAGCAAGAGCAGAACAUUAACAAGGCAGUCUAUGUCAAGAAUUCCAGCUCCUCCCAACUCUACCUCAUCUAAGCUAACUCCUAUAAAUAAUUCCAGGGUACCAAAGAAACUGAAAAAACCUGCAAAGCCUUUACUAUCAAAGAUAAAAUUAAGAAAUCAUUGCAAACGGCUGGAGCCGAAGAGUGCUUCGAGAAAACUCGAAAUGGGAAACUUGGUACUGAAAGAGCCUAAAGUUGUUCUGUACAAAAAUUUGCCCAUUAAAAAAGAGAAGGAGCCAGAGGGACCAGUGGAGGCCACGGUGGCCAGCGGGUGCUUAACCAGACACGCGGCGAGAGAGCACAGACAGAACUCGGAGCGAGGUGCCCCUUCGCACGCGGAGGGCAGCCCCUGCACCUACACAACCAGGCGGUCCAUGAGGACGAGGAUGACCUUGAAGGAGACCUCCGACAUCAAGCUUGAACCAAAUACGCUGGAUGGCUAUAGAAGUGACUUGACAGAACCUUGCCCCGAUGGCGGCGAGCAGCCCGCUCCCGCGGCGCCGGACGAAGAGCUGGGCCACGAAGCUGCACAGAAAGGGGAAGGCAGGUGUCCUAAGAGCGACAGCAGCACGCCCAAAAAGAAGUCACAGCCGGGGAAGCUGGUGCGGCAGCUGGCAAAGACCGAGGAAGCCAGUCCCGUGCACGAGGCCCCAGGCAGGGCCGGCGUGGGGCCAGAGGUGGCGGGGGCCCACCCCGACUCGGGCGAGCACAGCGGCGAGGGCGUGCCUGCGGGCUACGCCGACUGGGCCCCUUCGCCUGUCAGUGCUUCCGUGGUGACGUCAGAGAGCUUCAAAACAAAAGACGGCUUCCGAACUGCGAAAAGUAAAAAAAAGAGGCGGAUCACGAGGUAUGAUGCACAGUUAAUCCUGGAAAAUAACUCUGGGAUUCCCAAGUUGACUCUUCGCAGACGUCAUGACAGCAGCAGCAAGACAAAUGACCAAGAGAGCGAUGGGAUGAAUUCUUCAAAAAUCAGCAUCAAGUUGAGUAAAGACCAUGAAAAUGAUAAUAACCUCUAUGUAGCAAAGCUGAACAAUGGAUUUAACUCAGGAUCAGGCAGUAGUUCCACAAAAUUAAAAAUCCAGCUAAAGCGGGACGAGGAAAGUAGGGGGCCGUACACAGAGGGGCUUCAUGAAAACGGGGUGUGCUGUAGUGAUCCCCUGUCCCUCCUGGAGUCACGUAUGGAAGUGGAUGACUACAGUCAGUAUGAGGAGGAGAGCACAGACGACUCCUCCUCUUCGGAGGGAGAUGACGAGGACGAGGAGUAUGACGAUGACUUUGAAGACGAUUUUAUCCCUCUGCCUCCGGCCAAGCGGUUGAGGCUCAUAGUUGGGAAAGACUCUAUAGAUAUUGACAUUUCUUCCAGGAGGAGAGAAGAUCAGUCUUUGAGGCUUAACGCAUAAUAAGCUCUUGGUCUUAACGUGACCCGGGAUAACUACUUUAAAGAAAUAAAAAAUUCCAGUCAAUUAUUCCUCAACUGAAGACGUUUUAGUGGCAGCACUUCUAUUGUCUCUUCACUUAUCAGCAUAAUACUGUAGAAAGUGUACAGCGUACUGACUCUUCUUAAAAAAGUCUGAUUUGUGCAAAUUUUUAUUGUACUUUUUAAAUAGCCUUCUUAUGUGCAAUUCUGAGUUAGAGGUAAAGCCCUGUUGUAAAAUAAAGGCUCAAGCAAAAUUGUACAGUGAUAGCAACUUUCCACACAGGACAUUGAAACCAAUAAUGUGGCUACACAGUUUCUUUUUUUUUAACUUUAAAAGCAUCAACUGGCUCUUUAAUAUAUGACUAAACAAUAAUUUAAAACAAAUCAUAGCAGCAGCAUAUUAAGGUUUUCUAGUAUAUGCUAAUAUCACCAGCAAUGACCUUUGGC
Budorcas taxicolor (takin) is the source of this 3314-nucleotide messenger RNA. It is a transcript of the gene KMT5B, whose product is annotated as lysine methyltransferase 5B. The record is from RefSeq and is a predicted model, not a curated record. Gene Ontology annotation, molecular function: protein binding; histone H4K20 methyltransferase activity. NCBI's taxonomy places the organism in Eukaryota, Metazoa, Chordata, Mammalia, Artiodactyla, Bovidae. Gene Ontology annotation, cellular component: nucleus. The coding region runs from base 202 to 2850 and encodes 882 amino acids. The transcript is spliced from 11 exons.